AUGUUAACGCUACUGACGGAACUGCGAUAUUGGUCCACCAGGGAGGACAUCAUCAUCCAGGAUACGGAUCUCGGAACAACAAAGUAUUGUGAGAAAAAAUCGGAAUCCGGCCGAAGUCUUCUCAGCGAAGGAAAACGAAGCUACUGCGAAUCGAGGGGCCUGAAAUGGAGCCUGGACAACAAAAAGCCAAACAAACUGCGACACUCGUUACGGCUGUUGGAGGACGAACUUCGCCAAAAACGGCUCGUGUAUUGCAAAUGGAAGAACAACGUAUUGCUACAGCUAAUGCUCGCGAACGGGCUACUGGUGCAUUUGUCGAUAAAUCCAUUUACCGGCGAUAUCAAUCGAAUCUACUUUGAUAAGUAUCUCAUUGGAAAGCUUAUUUCGGAACACAUUACCGAUGUGGUUAUUACGCAAAAUCACAUUCUGGUGGCGUACAAUGAAAAUCAGAUUACCUUCGUUCAGCUACAAAAACCGACCGCACGGAAAAAUAAUCUCGAAAAGAUCAGUCUGAUGGACCCGAAGAUUUACAAUGUGCUGCUGAGCGGUACGGGCUCAACGACACGCAAAGUCCCGAAGCGGUUGGUCUGCAGCAGCAGCCUGAAUUUAGUUAUCGUGUGGACAAAAUCAUCCCAGAACGAGGUAUACCCAUGGCGGCCAACGGUAAAGGAUCAGGAUCGCGCUAACCUGCACGUGUACAAACUGAACGGUGCCCGUAUGGAACUGCUCUGCUAUUAUUGGACCGAGUACGAUCCGAUUUCAGUAGAAUUUUCACUGAUGAACGACUAUCAAGUGCAUUGUGUGGAGCAAAAAAUUUCCAAAAAGGGCGAAGUAACGAUCGACAGCUGCAUCUACCAGAUUAAUAAGACAAAAAUGCGUCGUGUAGCCGUCACCUCCAUUCCACUGCAAACGCAGGUUUGCUGUAACGCACUGAGCCCCGAUCAUGAGAAGCUCAUGCUCGGUUGCAUUGAUGGUUCUAUCGUACUGUUCGAUGAGGGCCGCGGUAUAACACAUCUCGUUAAAGCCGCUUUUAUUCCGACGUACGUUGCCUGGCACAGUGACUCAUCGGUGGUUAUGAUCGCCAACGAAAAGUGCCAACUGCAGUGCUUCGACAUUGCGCUAUCCUGCGUUCGGAUGCAGCUGCUCAGUGAGACGCAAGACAGCAUCCCGUCCGGCACGUUCGAUUUGUCCAACUAUUUUCUCGGCCAUCAUGCACCAUCCAUUCAGUUGGGACGACUCAGCUGGAGCAAAAAACCGGAACUGGUUAACCACGGAGAAAAGUACGCUACGACGGAUUCUUUCCUGUUCUGUGCCUUUGAGCAGGGGCCACUGGCAUGCAUUCGAGUGGUGGGUGGUUCCGGCUUGAAAGGUGACGUCCACACUUCCGGCCUCACGGCUGACGUUCUCGUGCACAAGUAUAUAUCACUGAAUCAGGUGGAAAAGGCGAUCAACAUUUUGCUCAGCCUAAACUGGGAUACGUACGGGGCCAUGUGUUUGCUUUCGUUGCAUCGGAUAGCGAACUAUAUUUUCAAGCAGCCGCUAGGCACGGAAAGGGAACUACAACUCCAAAAGGCACUCGGAAGUUUUCUCAUUCCUGUCAAGUCACUGUGCUACGAGACGGAGCUCGAAUUUGGUGAUCAGGUGAACGAUAUUACGCUAAAAUUCUUCCAUUAUCUACUGCGCAACAAAUCGUACAACAAGGCGUUCAGUUUAGCCAUCGAUAUCAAUGAUGCGGAUCUGUUUCUUAAACUGCACGAUAAAGCGAAGUCGGAUGGUGAUGUGGAGCUGGCCAGGGAGGCUCUUAGGAAGGUAGACGAUAUCAAUCGGAUAUGCACCGAUCGGAGCGAUAGUGAACAUUCUCUAUGUUCAAACUCGUCCUGUUCCUUAUGUGCGGACAGUUUUGACGAUGAUGACGAAUUCGAGGAUGAUGAUAGAGAAAAUCGAGUUGAUGAUGAAGAAGAGAUUGUCGAUGACGAAGAUGAACUCGAAGAGGAGGAAGAAAACAGUAGUCGGGAUGAGGCAACACGUCGUGUUAAUGGUUUAAAUGGCUCUUACCAGAACAAAAGGAGCGAAAGAUCUGUUUCAGAAAAUCCACGGCUUGAUGACCUAUCGAAACAACCCUUUAAUAACGAAGUUCGAGAGAAAAGCUGUCGAACGUUCUCAACUUCCUCUGGUUCAUCAAAGUCCUCACAGAUCCAACGAUGGAGCGUUGAUCAUAACGAACGCACAAAGAGUAAAUCAACUCUUGCCCAUCCUCCGCUACCGAAAACAGGCGACCAAUCGUCCAAAUCAGUCCCUCCUAAGUUUAACACACCACCGAGCAGUGCUAGCAGUAGGCAGGGAAGUAAUUCUAAGCCCAACACACAACAGGAUACCUUCUUUGGUCAUCAAGAUCGGCCUCCAUUGCCGUACGUUUCCAAAAAACCGCCUCAGAACAAACCGAUGGCGCCACCACCGUUUGCUAUGCAGCGUAGCCAGACGGCUAUGGCGCUGAAGUUGUCCAAACAGCAGCAGUCUCGGAUAGCGGAAUCAAAAUUAAAAGGAAAAUCGUUAAGCUCCAGCAAUUUGUUGCUGUUGGAUGACAGUCCUUUAUCGUACGCGCAUCCCUCAUCCGGUAUGGCAGCGCUCGGCCCCGGAACACGGUCGCGGCAAAUUGUAAAUCCCCGUGAAAAAGCUGCAAAAUAUUGGCAAGCAAACAGUUUGUCAAUGGAUCAGCUGAACGCUGCAAAUGUUAUGACAAACCGGGGCGGUCCCUCGCCGAUGGUUUUGCCACAUUAUGCAGAAUAUGGCGAAACGACGGCUCUAGGCAACAGUCGCACUAGUAUGUUACCUCCAUCGUAUCAUCACCACCAUCAGGACAAUGCUCAUCAAUCGCCAUCAGCCCAGCAGCAUAUUGUAAUCGAUGUCGUUCCUAAACCUUCCAUGAAUGGUUCGUUUCCUGGCGGACCUUUAUCACCGUAUGCAACGCAGUCGUUGGCCGGUGUGGUGCUGCCAGGAUCAGCACCAAACAUACUCGAUCAAACGAUCGGCAUACCGUUAGUACAAGACGAGCCGGACUUCAUUCGACGUCCGGGAGGCACACGUAAACCGCCGCCACCACCACAGUCGUCGUGGUAUCCGAGCGUCAGUGCUCCUACGAGCAGCUGCAACAGCAGUAACGCUCCUCGCACUAUCAUUCAUCAGUAUCCGUUGAUCUCUGGCAACAUUCCGUCCAAGUUUCAGCUGCAACAGCAGCAACACCAGCCACCGUUUGAGUUGCAGAUGGCAACGGCCGGACCGGGUAAAUAUGGGUCCAGAAAAAAACUGGACGCUCCCACCGCAUCUAUACUCUCGAACGGUGGUAGCAGUCAUUCGAGUACCGGACAGUCGCUACAAUCGGCAACGGCCAGCAAUGGAGGAACGGGCACCGUCGGCUUACAUCUAGCAGCAAGUAGCUCUGCCGGUGGUAGCAGCGGUGCCUCAACCUCAUCAUCUGCUGCCAAUAAGCGAGACGGUGCGGAGAAGAAUAAAGUGAAAUUUUCCGACACCGUCACGGUCGCCGUCGUACCGGAAAUACCUCGUAAAGAGAAGUUGCUCGUCGAGAAGUUGCGUAAACAGCCAAUGCCACCGGGACCGGUAGGGUAUGGACCAUUUUCCAUUGCCGAUCCAAAGCGUGAGCUGGCAGAAAGUUUGCCCCUGUGCCAUCCGAACGAGGACUAUUUGAAGGAUUUUACGCCAAUGCAAGAGCUUAUCGGCAACGGAAAUGGAGAAAUGGAGAAGAAAGAGGAGGAGAAAAAAAUUCCAAACAUCAAGGUGGUUCACUUUGGUGUAGUUUGA
This is a messenger RNA of Anopheles marshallii, 3816 nucleotides long. RefSeq names its product WD repeat-containing and planar cell polarity effector protein fritz (gene frtz). The transcript is spliced from 7 exons. Bases 1 to 3816 code for a protein of 1271 amino acids. Lineage: Eukaryota; Metazoa; Arthropoda; Insecta; Diptera; Culicidae. The record is from RefSeq and is a predicted model, not a curated record. Gene Ontology annotation, molecular function: protein binding. Gene Ontology annotation, cellular component: axonemal basal plate. Gene Ontology annotation, biological process: nervous system development; cilium organization; establishment of protein localization.